AUGGCCCACAUAUCAGAUAUUAAACUGAUAAGAACAGAUACUACACUUGAUCUUAGCCAAAAGGCCGAGAAAGGUAUGAUUUGGACGAUGGGCGGAGCUUCUUAUUUAUACUACAAUGCUUAUGACCACGGCUCUCUAACUUGUCGAUGUGGGACUUUACUCAUUGCAUCGUCAGGAGGUAAAUACAAUCCCAUCCGUACGUUUUCUUCUCACCAAAUCCUUGAAGCUACAAACAACUUCGACUGGAGCUAUGCAAUCGGUGUAGACAGAUUCGUGUGGUACAAAGGUACGAUUGAAAACAGAGCCGUGCUGAUCAAGUACUAUAAAGGUGAACCCUUUAACUUUGACCCUGACAACUUUUACCGUGAUAUUGCGGUUUCAUCGAUGAUGAGCAGCCAUAAGAAUGUUCUCAAGCUCUUGGGGUGUUGUCUAGAGUUUCCUCGUCCGGUUCUCGUGUGUGAAUACCCAGAAAAGGGAGCUCUUGCCUAUAUAGGAGGUGCGGGGGAGGUAAUCAAGCCAUUGGCUUGGAGUGUAAGAUUGAAGAUCGCUAAGGAGAUUGCAGAUGCUGUAACGUAUCUGCAUACUGAAUUCCCUAGGACUAUAAUCCAUAGGGAUUUAAAGCUUACAAAUAUUUUCUUGGACGAGAAUUGGACCGCUAAGCUCUCUUCUUUCAGCCUCAGCAUACCAAUUCCAGAGGGAGAGUUGGGGGUAGAAGAUAUCGUUUGCGGGACACAAGGCUUUGGAGAGCCCCACUAUAUGGAAAACAUGGAUUCUAUCAAGAACCGGCUAAUGGUGACAGUUAUAACAUGAUUCUGUUGCCUGAUUAUGUUGAGAAGUGUUUGGGGCGAGGACCGUUAGCUAAACUGAUAGACCCAUCGAUGUUAAACAGUACCGAUGACGACAUUCCUGAUCAUUCAAAACUGCAAAUGGAAGCAUUUGUUAAUCUUGCAUUGAGAUGUGUUGGAUUCAGAUCAGGAGAAACCAAGCUUCAUAUGAUAGAUGUUGCAAAAGAACUCAAGCGGAUACAAAAACAGACCUGACCGCAAACCUGGUGAGACUGAUCAGAUCUAUCAUCUAUCUAUUAUUAUGUAUUCUUAGUAGUAAAAACUUGUUAUGAUCUUCUCGUUUUUUAGCUUCUUUACUAUUUAUGUUGUAUGUAAGAUUCUGAGUUUCAUCAUUCAUAAUGCAAGGAUUGUUUACUUAAGCUACACAUAAUCUAAGCAAAUGUAAUAAAACUUUCAUAGAGACUAUAUCAGAACAGAGAAUCUCUAACUGAUGUCUGAAUCCACUUGAGUUCUUUAAGCUACUUCGA
Messenger RNA from Arabidopsis thaliana (thale cress), 1312 nucleotides. RefSeq names its product Protein kinase superfamily protein. Bases 1 to 810 code for a protein of 269 amino acids. Gene Ontology annotation, biological process: cell surface receptor signaling pathway; response to temperature stimulus. The record is from RefSeq and is marked reviewed. NCBI's taxonomy places the organism in Eukaryota, Viridiplantae, Streptophyta, Magnoliopsida, Brassicales, Brassicaceae. Gene Ontology annotation, molecular function: protein serine/threonine kinase activity; protein serine kinase activity; protein tyrosine kinase activity. The transcript has 2 exons.